Messenger RNA from Anopheles merus, 1994 nucleotides. RefSeq names its product zinc finger protein weckle-like. Bases 238 to 1875 code for a protein of 545 amino acids. Gene Ontology annotation, cellular component: nucleus. NCBI's taxonomy places the organism in Eukaryota, Metazoa, Arthropoda, Insecta, Diptera, Culicidae. Gene Ontology annotation, molecular function: RNA polymerase II cis-regulatory region sequence-specific DNA binding; DNA-binding transcription factor activity, RNA polymerase II-specific; zinc ion binding. The transcript has 6 exons. The record is from RefSeq and is a predicted model, not a curated record. Gene Ontology annotation, biological process: regulation of DNA-templated transcription.
GGUGAGUGUAAACAAUCAACAAAUAAGUUGUAAAGGCAUCGUAUCAAUUCAUUUGCAUUAUAUUUACAAUAAAAGUGUAUUGUAGCGUUAAUCUAUCCGAACAUAUUAAAACUAUUAAAUUAAAAUCAAGUGUAAUGCAGUGUUGUAGUUUUUAAAGCAUGCAAUAGCUCAAUACGGACGACGCUUGUGCUGUUCGAGACUGUGCGGGAAAACUGAACCAAGAAAGGACACGCAAAGAUGCUAACGAGCUGGAAAAGCUGGUGCCGACUCUGUGCGGAGGAAAAAGCGCUUUUAAAGCUGGAAUCGGUCCGUGAUGUCAAUGCGGUUAUUGGUAACUUUUUCAAUGUUUCGUUGAUCGAAAUCAAAGGCACAGCAGCGAGCAUAUGCGAGGAAUGUUUAGGCUUUGUCAACAAAUUGGAACACUUCGAAGCGAGAUGCCAUCAAACGAACCGGCUGUUUACCUACCUGGCGAAGCACUUGCCGGACGAAACGCACCCGCUCGACCUGAAGCAGAUCCGUAGCAAGUAUCUCGACGAGAUGCUUCCGAACGAUGGAGAUGAUGAGCUGUUUGAGGUGCUGGAAGCGGAGAGCGAACGUGCGAAGGAGCUGCUAAGCAUCGAUUCCGUGCUGGAAACGCAAGAUAUACAGGAGCUCGGUAAAGCGGCGGACGACAAUACGGAGGUGCUGUACCAAGUGGAGUCGCUAACUGUUUCCAGCGUUCAAAAUGAGCUGGAAAACAAUGCGAACGAGACGGAACAGUGGGAAAUGUUGGAGGUCGAUAUGGACGAUUGUAGCAAUGGUCUGGAGACGAACGAUGAGAACGUGGAAGAGGAGGAGUUUGACAAAUUUUCCGACUCGGAUUACGAACCAGAGACGAGCGGAUCGGCCAGCGGUACAAAGCGUGAUCAGAGCAAGGGAAAAGAUGACUCCGAGUCGCCGAUCGAUGGGGACGAUGAAAGCGUACCUGCUGAGCAGCCCCAAAAACGAAGGUACACGACGACCAGAGGCGAUUCCACCAAUCAGCAGGUGCAUCAGUGUAAAUACUGUCGGAAAACGUUCAAAUGCAACAGUCAGCUAACGAGGCAUGAGUACAUCCACCUGACGCAGGAUGGAAAGCCACGCUACUCAUGCGAAAUUUGUCGCAAAGUGUUUACUAAAUCCUCAAUCCGGCGGGCGCACAUGCGAAUGAUGCACGAGGGCGCAAAACCGUACAUGUGCGAGGAGUGCGGCAAACCGUUCAGCUCGAAGGGUGCACUGAAGGAGCACUACAUCGUGCACUCCGAGGAGCGACCGUUUAAGUGUGCGUACUGUCCGAAAAGCUUUAAAAAUGCGCCACGUCUCAAGACACACGAAGAUACCCACAACGAUACGCUGUACGUGUGUCCGCACUGUGGCUUGAAGCUCAACACCAAGCGAACCCUGAACAUGCAUAUGGUUGUGCAUUCGGAUCAGAAAAAGUUCAAAUGCCAGGAGUGUGGCAACGAGUACAAGCGCUCCAAGGCACUGAAGGCACACCUGAUACUGCACACCGGGCUGCGGCCGUACCAGUGCCCGUUUUGUGAUAAAACCUUUGCAAACGGAUCGAACUGUCGCAGCCACAAGAAGAAGUUUCAUCCGCGCGAGCUGGCCGCACUGGAGGCGGCGGGUGGGCAGAAACCGGCUGCCAACAUUCCGAAACUGGAACACCUUCAGCGAAAAAGCCAAAGCGAUGGGGAAGGCGUUGAGAUCACGAGGAAACACAUUCGCUCAACUGCGCGAGCAUCGAACAGUAGCAGAGGGAAAGAACGACAGGAACAACUGACGCUCACUGCUGAUGAAGCAGAUACGGAUGGGUCGCCGAUCAACUCUGUGCUAAAAAUGGAGCUUAAUGUGUGAAAAGAUAUCGGCAUAUCUCGCUGGUAGGUAGCUUAGGACAGGCAAUUGUAAGGUGUAGGUUAAGUAACGGUAAUUAAGCUAAGGAUUGCGGUUGAAUCACAACAGUUGUAUAAGCAAAA